AUGGCUAAGUAUCAAAAUACUCCAAUGCAAAACAUGAGUUUCAUUCUAACAACCUGUUUCCUCUUGAGUAUAGCCUUAGCAAAUGCUGAGUUUACCAAAAACACUUACAUCAUUCAAAUGGAAAACUCGGCGAAACCAGAAGUGUUUUCCAGUCAUCUAGAUUGGUAUUCAUCAAAAGUGAAAUCAGUUUUGUCUAAAUCAGUAGAAACUGAAAUAGACAAGAAUGAUGAAGAGAGAAUCAUUUACAGUUACAGCACUGCUUUUCAUGGAAUGGCUGCUAAAUUAAGUGCAGAAGAAGCAAAAAGACUAGAAUCUGAAGAUGGUGUUGUAGCUAUUUUCCCUGAUACAAAGUAUGAACUACACACUACAAGAAGUCCUUAUUUUCUUGGUCUUGAACCAAUUCAAACCAACAACAAAAGCUGGUCGGAGAAACUAGUUAGCCAUGAUGUUGUGGUUGGAGUUUUGGACACUGGUAUUUGGCCUGAGAGUGAGAGUUUCAAUGACGCCGGAAUGACGCCGGUACCUUCUCAUUGGAAAGGUGCAUGUGAAACUGGUAGAGGGUUUCAAAAACAUCAUUGUAAUAAGAAGAUUGUGGGUGCAAGAAUCUUCUACCAUGGAUAUGAAGCAGCAACUGUUCAUGGUGCUAAUCUUCUUGGUUAUGCUUAUGGAACAGCAAGAGGAAUGGCUCCAGGUGCAAGAAUUGCAGCUUACAAAGUAUGUUGGACUGGUGGAUGUUUCAGCUCAGAUAUUCUAUCAGCUGUUGAUACAGCAGUAGCCGACGGAGUCAAUGUUCUAUCGAUCUCUUUAGGUGGUGGAGUUUCUUCUUACUACCGCGAUAGUCUAUCCGUAGCUUCAUUCGGAGCUAUGGAAAAGGGUGUUUUCAUUUCAUGUUCAGCGGGAAACUCAGGACCUGAGCCUGUGAGCUUAACAAAUGUUUCUCCAUGGAUCACAACAGUUGGAGCUAGCACAAUGGACAGAGAUUUUCCAGCAGAUGUUAGCCUCGGAAAUGGAAGAAAAGUAACCGGAACAUCGCUCUAUAAAGGACAAGCUAUGCUCUCGGUUAGAAAACAGUACCCUCUGGUAUACAUGGGAGGUAACUCAACUAGUCCUGAUCCAAGAUCUUUGUGUUUAGAAGGUACUUUAGACCGUAAACUCGUAGCCGGGAAGAUUGUGAUUUGCGAUAGAGGAAUUAAUCCUAGAGUUCAAAAGGGUCAAGUAGUGAAAAAUGCAGGAGGUGUAGGAAUGAUUCUCACGAACACAGAAGCAAAUGGUGAAGAGCUUGUAGCAGAUUGUCACCUAAUUCCUGCAAUAGCAGUAGGAGAAAAAGAAGGCAAAAGCAUCAAACAGUAUGUGUUAACAAAUAAAAAACCAACUGCAACAUUAGCUUUUCUAAACACAAGAUUAGGAAUCAAACCAUCACCUAUAGUAGCUGCAUUUUCAUCAAGAGGGCCUAAUUUGCUUACCCUCGAAAUUCUCAAACCCGACAUAGUAGCACCUGGUGUGAACAUUCUUGCUGCAUGGAGUGGUGUUACAGGUCCAUCAAGCUUACAAACAGAUCACAGAAGAGUGAAAUUCAACAUCCUUUCCGGGACUUCCAUGUCGUGCCCUCAUGUAAGUGGAAUCGCGGCGAUGAUCAAAGCUAAACAUCCUGAAUGGAGUCCUGCUGCUAUAAAAUCCGCAAUCAUGACAACAGCUUAUGUUCAUGAUAAUACUAUUAAACCUCUUAGAGAUGCUUCUUCUGCCGAGUUUUCAACUCCUUACGAUCACGGUGCAGGUCACAUUAACCCUCGAAAAGCACUUGAACCAGGUUUAGUAUAUGAUAUUCAACCACAAGACUACUUUGAGUUUCUUUGCAAACAGAAACUGAGUCUUUCCGAAUUAGGAAUUUUUGCCAAACAUUCAAACAAAACGUGCAAGCACACUCUUGCUAAUGUAGGUGACUUGAACUAUCCUGCUAUAUCAGUAGUGUUUCCUGAGAAAACAACUGGUUCAGCUUCGGCGAUUCACAGAACUGUUACCAAUGUUGGACCUGCUGUUUCGAAAUAUCGUGUGAUUGUUACGCCAUUCAAAGGCGCUGAAGUUAAAGUUGAGCCUGAUACAUUGAAAUUUACUAGGAAAUAUCAGAAGUUAUCUUAUAAGAUCAGUUUCAAAAUUACAACUAGGCAAAGUGAACCAGAAUUUGGAGGUUUGGUAUGGAAAGAUGGGGUGCAUAAAGUAAGAAGUCCUAUUGUGAUAACAUAUCUUCCACCAAUGUGA
Molecule: messenger RNA, 2256 nt
Organism: Vicia faba (fava bean)
Lineage: Eukaryota; Viridiplantae; Streptophyta; Magnoliopsida; Fabales; Fabaceae
Source: the annotation of a GenBank genome assembly